Messenger RNA from Cryptomeria japonica (Japanese cedar), 1643 nucleotides. Its product is annotated as probable protein phosphatase 2C 55. The record is from RefSeq and is a predicted model, not a curated record. Bases 123 to 1130 code for a protein of 335 amino acids. NCBI's taxonomy places the organism in Eukaryota, Viridiplantae, Streptophyta, Pinopsida, Cupressales, Cupressaceae. The transcript has 4 exons.
UUUUCAUCGUUAAAAACUGAAACAAUUUCGUGGAGUGUUUUGUAUCUACCUAACAAUACAGCGAUUGCUUAUAACAAGACCCAAAUUAGAGAUAUUUUACUAGAUGCAUUCGUAAUCUCACGAUGGAAAGGGCUUUGAUGGCGUCGUCGUCUUCGUUAUCACAAAGCCUCAAGUUCAUCACGACUGAGUUCACCAACAGAUGUGUUAUACCCGCUUCUGUUGCGGCCUGGAGGCCUACGCCCACCAAGCUUAGCACGCCAAAAUUAAUAUUUACAGUAACGCCUGCUGCUCAACCCGUUCCUCCUCUUUACUGCUCUGCAUCAUCUCGCCAUCACAUAACUGCUGCAUAUUAUCACAGCAACCAGGCAUCUGUGGACAAUAAAAUUUUGAAAUUGGUUUCUGGAUCACACUACCUUCCACAUCCUGACAAAGAGGACAGAGGUGGAGAAGAUGCUCUCUUCAUCCUUACAGAGGAACAAGCUGUUGGUGUUGCUGAUGGUGUUGGAGGGUGGGCGGAAGUGGGCAUUAAUGCAGGAGAUUAUGCUAGAGAACUCAUGGCAAACUCUGUUGUUGCCAUUAAAGGGGAGCCUCAAAGUUCAAUUGAUCCUGUUAAGGUGUUAGAGAAGGCCUAUUUGAGUACAAAGUCACAAGGAUCCUCUACUGCUUGUAUAUUAGUACUUUCAGAUCGGGGAUUGCAUGCAGCAAAUCUGGGUGAUAGUGGGUUUGUUGUAAUAAGAGGUGGGCAUACACUAUUCAAGUCCCCUAUUCAGCAGCAUGGCUUCAAUUGUUGUUUUCAGCUUCAAAGUGGUGAUGGCGCUGAUCUUCCAAGUUCUGCUCAGACCUUCACCAUUAAUGUGGCACAUGGAGAUGUUAUAAUUGCCGGCACAGAUGGAUUAUUUGACAACUUGUAUGACGGUGAAUUGACUGCACUGGUGGUUGAUGCGAUAGGGGAUAAUUUUGAACCUCAGACAACUGCUCAAAAAAUUGCAGUAUCUGCAAGGCAGCGUGCACAAGACAAAAAUAAAGACACUCCUUUCUCUGAUGCUGCUCAAAAGGCAGGCUAUUGGUAUCAAGGGGGGAAAUUGGAUGAUAUAACUGUUGUUGUUUCAUAUGUCACAGCCAUUCAUUGAAGAGUUGUGUGUACUUUAAAAGUGAAUAUUUAUGAUGACAUGGAUAGGUUGAUGCUUAUUACUUGCAGGAGCAGCACAAAUUAGAUCACAGGCUUGCAAGAAGAAGUGUGUUGCUCAUGGACAAUCUUAAAAGUCCAAAAGCUGAAACUACCAGUGAUUGUAUAAGGUAUAGUUUCAAAGAUUAUUGUGAUGCUUUUCAUGCUAUAAGCUACCAGAUGGUCCCUCUAUAAUUCCUUAAUAGCUUGUCAUCCUGUUCCCCUUUUUAGCUCACAAGAAUUUGAGGCGAGUCCUAUAGGAGCAUUUCAUUCAAAUGUAGAGUAUCUCAUUCGAGUCUUUUCUUGCCUAUCAAAUCCUUAGUUUCUCUACUUUUCGAAGGUGUGCAGUAAUGGAGAAUGGGUACAUUGUAGAGCCAUGCAGGUCACCCUUUAAAAAAAUUCAGAUUUCUUCAGUUAAACAUUUUUGUUACAUUUUUCUAAAACCGAGUUGUAUCCAUGUAACUCCUUUUACCCUUCA